Molecule: messenger RNA, 2083 nt
Organism: Cladocopium goreaui
Lineage: Eukaryota; Dinophyceae; Suessiales; Symbiodiniaceae
Source: the annotation of a GenBank genome assembly
GUGCGCAAUGCGCGCGACCCAAGGUGCGCAAUGUGCGCAGCCCAAGGUGCGCAAUGUGCGGGGUCAAGGAGUGACACGCCAAACUUUGGGAACUAGCAACGCUUUGUACGGCUUGGAAGCCAAAAAGGUGAGUGAACAGGUGAGCGCGCAGGUGAACAGGCCCCAGAACCCCUCAGAAUCACUUUUUGACACCUUGGACCUCCUGGUCAAGUGGGAAUCUUGGUUCCCAAAUGAGCUCAGUGCCAUGCCAGCGCAAUACAUGAAGGCUCCCGAACAAGCUCGUUCAGAAGCUUGUGUGGACACUUUCCACGUGACCUUCACUCCAGAGUCAGUGGAAGCUGUGCAUCAAGCUGGCCAAAAGGUUGCCUCCAAAUGGCAGUCGGGAUUUGACAUCCGGAAGAAAGUUGGCAGAACCAAUCAGCGCAGAAAGCGCACCUUCAAAUAUGUGGCUGAACAGAACCAGGGUGAUGAUCAGGACCUUCCUGGUCCGGUUUCCUACUCGAGGCAUGAAGCUGCGCAACAUCGCACGUGGGCGCAGGUGCUGGAUUCGGAUAGCCUCAGUGCUGCUGAUUUUAUAGGCUUGACUGUGUAUUCGAGCAUGUCUGGCUUAACAGUUCUUGACGUAGCACCUCUGCCCAAGCUUCACCCACGAAAUAUCACCUUGUCAUGGGUCAGCAUGCGGUGCAUCCAAAGUUUGGGAAUGGACAUGACGGUGAAUUUGCUGGGCUUUCUGGUUCGGGGUAAGAAGGAAGCCGCUCCGCGGGGUUCUUCCCCAGUCCCGCUGUACGUUUGGAUUUUCGGUUCCAAUUUGAAUGCCGAGUUUCACCGGAAGCAUUUACUCUGUGACCGAUACAAGGAUUUGCCCGCCAUCAAUCCCAGAGCCAAGCCACCGGUACUGGGAGGCCGCCCUGUGGUACGUCGAGGUCAAGAAGUCCUUUUCAAGGCUCACGGAGAUGUCGUUUCGUCCAUGACUUCAGCAGACGUUGAAGUUCUUGGUGCCAAAACUCCCAUCGGUUCCAUCAGCGCCAGGAUUCAAGGUGAGGAAAUCUAUCUGAAUUUGCCAGCUUUGGCUCCUGUCGGUGAGUACGAGUUGCGCCUCUACAAAGCAAAGAAGAUAGUGGCGACCUUCCCCUUCAUUGUUGUCUUUAACCCUUUUACUUGCUCGGACUGUCCAGAGCAUUCGGACGAGCACGAGGAGUAUGUCGCAGGUGAUGAAGGCUUGCUUUGGCAAGGUUUGUCGGAUGACCAUACAGCCAAUAUUUGGCACCAUGAGCCCUUUCGGGCAGCAAAUCUCCUGAUCAGUCUGGCGCUGCUUCAACAUUUGCCACUGGAGUUGCGAGGGGAUGUGGUGGCCGUGUCACGAUUCCUGACCAAUGCAGUUGGGGAGAAGGUGAGGCAAAAUGCCAAUGUGGACACUUUCCACGUGACCUUCACUCCAGAGUCAGUGGAAGCUGUGCGUCAAGCUGGCCAAAAGGUUGCCUCCAAAUGGCAGUCGGGAUUUGACAUCCGGAAGAAAGUUGGCAGAACCAAUCAGCGCAGAAAGCGCACCUUCAAAUAUGUGGCUGAACAGAACCAGGGUGAUGAUCAGGACCUUCCUGGUCCGGUUUCCUACUCGAGGUCUGCCAAGGGAGAGAAGCAGAUUCGAAAGUCCAUGUGUCGAAUGCUCGCAAUGGACAAAGUUGCAUUUCCCUCCAAGCCCAUGUUCGAUGUGGACACGGGGCUUUGUCGUCUCAAGAUCUUCGGCUGCAUGAAGCUGCGCAACAUCGCACGUGGGCGCAGGCAUAGGGAAGCAAACAGAAGCGAUGCGAAGCCCUUGGGAUCUGAAGAAGGGAAAAAGAAGGCAGAUAGCCUCAGUGCUGCUGAUUUUAUAGGCUUGACUGUGUAUUCGAGCAUGUCUGGCUUAACAGUUCUUGACGUAGCACCUCUGCCCAAGCUUCACCUACGAAAUAUCACCUUGUCAUGGGUCAGCAUGCGGUGCAUCCAAAGUUUGGGAAUGGACAUGACGGUGAAUUUGCUGGGCUUUCUGGUUCGGGGUAAGAAGGUCGUCGUCAUGCAGCUGCCCCAUAUGAUUGGUGUGCUUUGA